Molecule: messenger RNA, 1033 nt
Organism: Sander lucioperca (pikeperch)
Lineage: Eukaryota; Metazoa; Chordata; Actinopteri; Perciformes; Percidae
Product: dual specificity protein phosphatase 18
Exons: 2
Coding region: 124-717 (197 amino acids)
Biological process (GO): protein dephosphorylation
Cellular component (GO): cytoplasm
Molecular function (GO): MAP kinase tyrosine/serine/threonine phosphatase activity
Source: RefSeq, a predicted model, not a curated record
ACACAGCCAUCUACGGUGUGUGUGUGUGUGUGUGUGUGUGUGUCUGUGUUCAUUCAGAGCAGCGAUCAGAGAAAGAAACGUCCAAACUGCAGUGAAGGAACCGACCAGGCAGCAGGUGGCGUGAUGUCGGUGUCUCAGAUCACACCCACGCUGUUCCUCAGCGGAGCCGACGCCCCCCUCAACGCCGCGCUGAUGUCACAGAAACACAUCACGCUGAUCGUCAACGCCACGCUGAGCCACGCCUCCCCGGCCUACCCGGGCGUGGAGUGCGUGCGCGUCCCCGUCUCCGACCUGCCCAGCGCGCGCCUCGGAGACCACUUCGACCGCGUGGCUGAGCGAAUCCACGGCAACCGUGCGGGGGGGACCCUGGUGCACUGCGCCGUCGGCAUGAGCCGCUCGCCGGCGCUGGUCAUGGCGUACCUGAUGCGCUACAGAGGCGUGACGCUGGGCCAGGCGCACCGCUGGGUGCAGGACAGCCGGCCGUUCGUGCGGCUCAAUGCCGGCUUCUGGGAGCAGCUGCUGCAGUACGAGAGGAGGCUGUACGGCAAGAACACCGUCAGGGUGGCGCCCGUGCAGGAGGUGGUACCACGGUCGCCGCUGCUGCCCCCGCCGCGGCUAACGCUGGUCCCAAGAUCGCCUCUGAUGUCACGGCCGCAGGCGAUGACGCCAGCUAGCAGGCGCAGAAGAGGAACCAAAGCCAGCGCUGUGAAAAUCUGAGCAGCGGAAAAAACACAGCAGGGCAGAAGAAAGGCGGGGAUUUUGGGGCUCCAGUCCUGAAUAUUUCUCAAAAAAACCUGAAUCUGUCCGUUAACUCUCAGCUUUCACAGCCGCUACAUGUGCACAAACAAGACUAAAAGAACCACCACAUGCUUGCUCUUUACGUGACCGAGGAGAGAUCCUUCUGCCCAAACUCCCUGAACUCUGCUACUGCUAAACCUCGGAAACAGAGUCUUCCUCGGUUUAUCUUCGCCAUUUCACAGAGUACUACAUGCACAGAAGAAAGGAAAACAUGUUGGUAAUCAGUGCAAUUAAU